Messenger RNA from Pomacea canaliculata, 534 nucleotides. Its product is annotated as neuropeptide-like protein 30. The transcript has 3 exons. NCBI's taxonomy places the organism in Eukaryota, Metazoa, Mollusca, Gastropoda, Architaenioglossa, Ampullariidae. The record is from RefSeq and is a predicted model, not a curated record. The coding region runs from base 80 to 418 and encodes 112 amino acids.
UAUAAGUAGAAGAGCAGACCGCCUCCUGUACCCGACCUCCAAACAGUUGGAAAACAUCAGGAAAGUCCGACAUACAAAAAUGAAGGUUUCCGUUGUGUUGCUGCUGUUCGCCCUGGUGGCUACCAGCCUCGCUAGCUUCUACUACCCACCUAGGAUCGCGAAGGUCCUCGUCAUUCCUAAAUACGGCUAUGGAGGCUAUGGUGGCUAUGGUGGCUAUGGAGGCUAUGGUGGCUAUGGAGGCUAUGGAGGCUACGGUGGUUACGGAGGAAUCGGCGGCUUCGGCGGCUUUGGCGGCUUGGGCGGCCUCGGCGGUUACGGACGUGGAGUAAUUGGAGUUGGAACUGUCGGCAUCCUUGGCGGUGGUCUAGGUAUUGGCGGAGGUUUUGGAUUUGGUGGUGGUCAUGGAGGCAAAUACUAAUGACCUUACUGAUGCACCACACAGUCGUGUCUCAAAUACUAGGUCGUGGAAACGUACAUUCAUAGCCAACCUACGAAAAUGCUGUCAUGCUUCGAUUAAUAAAGCUUCGAAAUAUU